Molecule: messenger RNA, 972 nt
Organism: Cylicocyclus nassatus
Lineage: Eukaryota; Metazoa; Nematoda; Chromadorea; Rhabditida; Strongylidae
Source: the annotation of a GenBank genome assembly
GUUUGCCGGAAUAUGGUCGAUUGCCUUCCUUUAUUAGGGAACAACGCUGACGAUAUGCAUCUCCGCUGUUCAGAUUCCAAGAAGAUCCGCUGCAAUAUAAGUACAGCAAUUAAGGGCAGGAUCUCAGCAGGCAAGGAUAGGACUCCAGGAAAGGGAGACGGCAAUAAUACGGGUUCCGAGCCAAGGGGAAGUCUACACAAAGGACUCAGCCCUCCACAUAGCCCAGAAGCUGCGAAAGUGAACGCAGAUGAAGAUUUGAAGACAUGUCCAACAAUGAACAGUAUAACGGAGAUGUCGAGCCAAGCAGGCAUUUUUGAUAGAACACAAUGGGAAAGAACUCGUUUUGCGAAAGAGGCUGCUGGUAUUAUUGACUCAAGAGAAGCCGUCAGAAAGGCACAAGAGGGAGCGAAAGAGUCUAAAUUACCAGGAGAGUCAAGGCAGUCAACAGCUGUCAGGGGAGAGUACCUCAAUGAGAAGCCGAAAUUUACGAUAACUCUCCUUGUAAUAGAACUUAUGUGGUGUGUAGCUGGAUCUUUGGUAUGGGGAGCUGCAGCGGAUAAUCCAGUGUUACCACAACUUCUAGCCUUAUUCAAUAUGCUUAUCAUAUUCUUGCUUAUAUUAGCUUGCCUGAGUACAGAGUACUUUCGUUUCCAAGUCAGGAGAGAAGACACCAGAUCGGACACGCGAUUUUACGUACCAUACAUAUGGAGAUAUGUGCUCUGCGAGGCACACCUAGCCAGAGCUAUUCUUCUUUGUGCCAACGUAACUAUAAUGGCAUUUGAUAAUGAUUAUGACAUUGGAUCAAUCAUUGUACUUGCGGCUACACCUGUUCACUUAAUCUUAACUUCUUUACAUAUCUUCACUGCAAUCAAGCCAAGGCGACAGUGAACACAUUUGUCUUAAACUUGCUUCACCUUUUUUACUGAUAAUGAGAUUCUUAUAGAAAAACGCUACUCUAGUUUCUAUCUGCCA